CUGGCUCCUGAGACUUAAACAGGGAUCAACAGCCGGUUGAUUCCUGCCUCAUGGCGCCAAUCUCUGUGCCGGAAUCUCUCCACAUUAUUUUCCGAGAUGAUAGCCUACCAAGACGCCGCCACUUGAGCGCCCGCAAGAGCGCCACGUAACGCUGCAUUUCUCCAUCCGGAGGCUCGUUAUUACACCCAGCGCCGUGAGUAAGGACCUGCCAGCCCAGUCGCAGAUAUGAAGCAGCACUCCUGGAUCAUCUCUCAAGAAUCUUGAGUCUAGAGAAGUUACAAUGGCCUUUAUUACGCCAAGGUCGAUCGUUGGGCAGCGCGCAGCCAGUCGGUCCUUACCUAGCGCCUACCAAACCCAGACUCCUAAUGUCCGCUCCCUUCUCUAUUUGUCAUUACUCCUAGGCGCGGUGCUUGCCCGCCUGCCUGCGCGUGGUAGGUGCCACGGACAGUUCCGCGAGCAUGCUGGCACCACUUAUUCCCUCUUGUUCGCCGCUGCCCUGCAAGGUCGACAAGUCGGCAACACCUAAGGUACUUGGUAUCAAAGUCAUCACCUGGGUCUGUGCCCCAGUUUCUUUGUAUGAUUUGCCGGUAGCGCCAUCAGGUGAUGAGUGGCGUAUGCGGUGCUAAUGCAGCUCUCUCGACGGACCCUUGCACUCCAACGUCAC
This is a messenger RNA of Aspergillus japonicus CBS 114.51, 664 nucleotides long. RefSeq lists its product as uncharacterized. The transcript has a single exon. The coding region runs from base 281 to 526 and encodes 81 amino acids. NCBI's taxonomy places the organism in Eukaryota, Fungi, Ascomycota, Eurotiomycetes, Eurotiales, Aspergillaceae. The record is from RefSeq and is a predicted model, not a curated record.